Eurytemora carolleeae is the source of this 515-nucleotide messenger RNA. RefSeq lists its product as uncharacterized. The transcript has 4 exons. The coding region runs from base 26 to 445 and encodes 139 amino acids. The record is from RefSeq and is a predicted model, not a curated record. NCBI's taxonomy places the organism in Eukaryota, Metazoa, Arthropoda, Copepoda, Calanoida, Temoridae.
AAAUUCAUGAAAUUUUCAAGAAAAUAUGAGAAUUAAGAUUUUAAAAAGUAUUAUUUUGUUUUCUUUUGGAUUUACUGGAACAAGCUUGGGGAAAGGAGAAGGUCAUGGAAAAGGAGAUAUUGAUUGGUUUGUGGCAGAAAACUGGGUAAAAUCUACAGAACAGUGUAUAACUCAGAUUAAAAUGGGAGGCGUCACUGUGCACACAACAAAAGUUGGGGAACGCCCUGGUGCAAAGCUGGCGGAGAUGCAGUACAAACCAAACUCAAUAGUCAACAUCUGUGUACACAGGCCGCCAUCUUGGAUUUUCAGGUCAGGAAUGGUUACGUUGAUCUGGUUACCGGACAGAAUGGAGACAAGCAGACAUUUUUACCCAAACCCACAAUCUUAUCCAUUCCCAGACAAUAAAGACGACUUAUAUCAAAUUAAUCUCAGAGAAGAACUCUGAAAGAAAAAAUGUGUGCCCGUUUAUUUCAAAGUUAUAACAAUAUAAUCAACGUAUUACUUUAUUUUAUUGA